Messenger RNA from Solanum verrucosum, 974 nucleotides. Its product is annotated as NADPH-dependent aldo-keto reductase, chloroplastic-like. Gene Ontology annotation, cellular component: cytosol. Lineage: Eukaryota; Viridiplantae; Streptophyta; Magnoliopsida; Solanales; Solanaceae. The transcript is spliced from 5 exons. Gene Ontology annotation, molecular function: aldose reductase (NADPH) activity. Bases 27 to 974 code for a protein of 315 amino acids. The record is from RefSeq and is a predicted model, not a curated record.
UUAAAGUGAGAGAAAAAAAGAGAGAGAUGAGAAAUUAUCAGACAAUACUAAACAAUGGUGAAACAUUACCAAUUAUAGGUAUGGGUACUUAUUCAGGCGAAAACGAUAGAGAAACAACUGAGACAGCCAUUAGAACCGCCAUCAAGAUGGGGUAUAGACAUUUUGAUACCGCAAAAAUAUACGGUUCAGAGGUGGCUGUGGGAAAUGCAUUAAGACGAGCGAUUCAUGAUGGGUUGGUUGAAAGGGAAGAUAUUCAUGUCACUUCUAAACUUUGGUCAAGUGAUCAUCAUGAUCCUGUUACUGCCCUUCAACAAACUCUACAGAGGCUAGGAAUGGAAUACAUAGACAUGUAUUUAGUGCAUUGGCCAGUGGCUUUGAAGCCAUGGGUGGACUAUCCAAUUCCCGCAGAAGAAGACUUUGAGGAAUUAGACAUGGAAAAUACUUGGUCCGGUAUGGAGAGGUGUUUAGAGAUGGGAUUGUGUAGAUCCAUCGGCGUCAGCAAUUUUUCUUCAACAAAAAUACAACACAUUCUAGAUUUUGCUUGUGUCACUCCUGUUGUCAAUCAGGUGGAAAUGCAUCCAAUGUGGAGGCAACGUAAGUUGAGAUCAAUAUGUAGGGAAUAUGGAAUUCAUGUAAGUGCAUAUUCACCUCUUGGUGGUCCUGGAAAUGCUUGGGGGACUACUACUGUGGUUGAUCAUCCAAUCAUACAAUCCAUUGCCCAAAAGCAUGAUGCAACUCCAGCUCAAGUUGCUCUAAGUUGGGGAUUGUGUCAAGGAUCAAGUGUGAUAGUGAAGAGCUUUAAUAUGCGAAGAAUGAAAGAGAAUAUGGGAUCUCUUCAUUUGAAAUUAGAUGAAUGGGAUUUAAUUGACAUAAAUAAAAUCGAGGAGAGGAAGAUUAUGAGGGGAGAAUGGCUAUCUAAUCAUACUACAAGCCCAUACAGGACCAUCCAGGAACUUUGGGAUGACGAGAUUUAA